CAAUGUUCCUAAAUGGUCUUUGUUUUGGGUGCAUUGAUCGCCCUCAUUCGGUGCAUUUGCUGAAAAGGGAAUUGUAAACAUAUGUAUAACAGUAAAUCCUCGUAAAGAUGGAAGAAAAGCAGUAUACGUCACUGACGGUUCCUACGGAUUAUCUCCAACAGUGGUACCAGUCCACCCAGCAGCACCCCCAAGCUCAACAUGUGAUGCAGUACCAUAACACAGGUCAUAUGGGCCAUUACAUGGAGGGAUCCAGAGAGGACCGGGUCAUGACAGAGCUGUCGGUCCACCAGGAGCUCCCAGUCCACCAAGAGCUGGACUUCCAUCAUGACUUCCUCGGCCAUCAAGAGCCAAUUGUCCAACAUCAUCAGCCUGUGGAUACAUCACAAGCUCCAAUGCCAGGGAAGAGAAAGAGAGGUAGGCCUCCCAAACAGAAGCCGGGGGAGGGCCAACCGCAGGAGGAACACGAUCAGGCAGAAGCUCUGAAGAAAGCCAAAAGGACCCUUAACCGCUUCAAUGGCAUGUCAGUGGAUGAGGUCAUGGCCAAAACCCUGCCAGACAUUAUUGACCACAACCUCGACAUUUUGAUAAUUGGUAUCAAUCCAGGACUAUUGUCAGCCUACAAGGGACGACAUUACCCAAACCCAGGAAAUCAUUUUUGGAAAUGCCUGUUCCUCUCUGGUCUCACUGAUGAGCAACUCAACCACAUGCACGAUCAAAACCUACCAGAGAAGUAUGGCAUUGGCUUUACCAACAUGGUGGAGAGGACAACGCCAGGAAGCAAAGACCUCUCAAGCAAAGAGUUUCGUGAAGGAGGCCAUCAAUUGGUAGAGAAGCUGAAGAAAUACAAGCCACUAAUUGCAGCUUUCAAUGGAAAAUGUAUUUACGAAAUUUUCAGCAAAGAGAUCUUUGGCGUGAAGGCAAAGAAACUCGAGUUCGGCUUACAGCCGUACACAAUCCCAGAAACCAAAACGGUGUGCUACUUGAUGCCCUCGUCAAGCCCCCGCUGUGCCCAGUUCCCCCGCGCUCAGGACAAGGUUCACUUCUACAUCAAGCUGAAGGAGCUACGGGACAAGAUCAAGGGUGUGGCCCCAGUCGCCCGUGAGGUGCAAGAGACAGAGUACCACUUCGACUUGGGACUUGCCAAAGAGGAUGCUAAGAGGAUGGCCAUCAAGGAAGAGCAGGUGGAUCCUGAGUACGAGAACUGCGGUGGGGCGCGCCAGGAUGCAAAGCAAAGCACCAGCUACUGCAACAUUUCCUCCACCAAAGAGACAGGAAUGCCCAGUAAGGACCAAGCUACAGCAAUGAGCCACAUGCCAUACGACCAGUGGAUGACACAGUCGUUUGCGGACCAGAUACCGGACAUUAGCUGUAACAGUAGCAAUGUACCUCAACCUCAGUUGGGAGCAGAAACCUUUUGAAGAAGGUCCCACAAGAAGAGUCAUUGGGUCAUACCGUUUCUGAGGCAUCAUAAUGCAUGCGUUACACUAGAAGGAAGACUGAGGGGAAAUGGCCCAUCUUGACUGGACUCCCAUUUUCAAAUCCUCUUUAAAACACAGGCCAUUUUUUUCUUAAUUUUGUAACUAUUUAUUGCAUUUCAUACAGCAUGUGUCCAGUGUCUUAUUUUUAUAUUUUUAAAGAAUGGAAUUUUGUCGUAUAUCUCACUUGUGUAAUUGUGCUCUGGAAUUUUCAAGUUCGUUAUUACCGAGAUAUUAAAUCAGUUGUAAAACUGACACAGUUACUUUGUGUGAUCGCAGAACUUAUUGAUGUACAUUGUUCAUGACUCAUUAGGGCACACCGUAUCAAAACGUAUUGCAACGGGAAACGAAAACAAGUGUUUCUUUUGUUGAGAUAUUCGGAUAGUUACCUCCCCGUUUGCUUCCGUUUUUUGUUUAGUGACUUCAACUGCGGAAAGCUUUGAAGAAAACAGAACAACGGGGAUGAACUGAAAUGUAAAAAAAAUAAAAAUACCGUACCGUGUGCCCUAAUGAACAUGCCCCUAAUUUUCAUCUUCUGGAUUCACGGCCACCUUGCCAGCAGGUCUCUCGAGGCCUUUUUGCACACAGACAGUUUCAGUUGCUCAAGAUCAGGUGAAGGUAGCCCCAGUUUCCUCCUUGUGACUGAUGAUUAUGGCGUUGUAUCAUUCAUUUUAAUACUGACCCAUAUAUUUCACUUCAGCAAAGUAAUUGCCAAAUAAAUGAGACGGACAACUUA
Salvelinus namaycush (lake trout) is the source of this 2211-nucleotide messenger RNA. Its product is annotated as G/T mismatch-specific thymine DNA glycosylase-like. NCBI's taxonomy places the organism in Eukaryota, Metazoa, Chordata, Actinopteri, Salmoniformes, Salmonidae. Gene Ontology annotation, molecular function: mismatch base pair DNA N-glycosylase activity. The transcript has 11 exons. The record is from RefSeq and is a predicted model, not a curated record. The coding region runs from base 108 to 1418 and encodes 436 amino acids. Gene Ontology annotation, biological process: base-excision repair, AP site formation. Gene Ontology annotation, cellular component: nucleus.